Molecule: messenger RNA, 2246 nt
Organism: Larimichthys crocea (large yellow croaker)
Lineage: Eukaryota; Metazoa; Chordata; Actinopteri; Sciaenidae
Gene: rbm38
Product: RNA binding motif protein 38
Exons: 4
Coding region: 301-1056 (251 amino acids)
Molecular function (GO): RNA binding
Source: RefSeq, a predicted model, not a curated record
GCACCGCUCGUCUAUUGGAGCAGACGCGCAGUGGGCGCAUGUAAGACGCGCCUACCAAGGCUUAAAGACUUUUUUUUUUUCUGGGACAGGAGACAUGAGGUUUGCAGACACCUGUCAGGAGGACUACACAUCUAACAAAAGCUGAAUGUGAGGCAACAGGAGUCUGACCAUGGGCGCGCUGAUGUCGUUAUUAUAGUCGCUGGGUGAAGUUAUUCUCCUCCUUCUUGUUUUUCUUCCUGGUUUUUUUUUUUUUUUUUUUUUUUUGGGGCUUUUUUUUUUUUUUUUUUUUUUUGGAGACGCAUGAGUUCACCGCUGUUUUUAGGUCAGCUGGUCGGGGUUCCGUUAGAAAUAAUGCACCCCACCAUGGAGAAAGACACGACUUACACCAAGAUCUUUGUCGGAGGUUUGCCGUAUCACACCAACGACGCUUCACUUCGGAAAUAUUUCGAGACUUUCGGGGACAUCGACGAGGCGGUGGUGAUCACAGACAAACAGACGGGCAAGUCCAGAGGAUACGGCUUUGUGACCAUGGUGGAGAGGGGGGCAGCGGAGCGAGCGUGCAAAGAUGCAAACCCCAUCAUUGACGGAAGGAAGGCCAAUGUGAAUCUGGCGUACCUGGGAGCAAAGCCUCGCAGCUUGAGUAACACAAGUCUCUCUGUUGGAGUUCAGCAAGUCCAUCCUACGUGGGCUCAGAGGCAGUAUGGGCUCACCCAGCAGUAUGUCUACCCCCAGGCGUUCCUGCAGCCCAGCCUGGUACUUCAGUCCCAGCUCAGCCCUACAGCAGCAGCACUCGCCUCCCCUUACCUGGACUACAGCUCUGCCUACAGCCACUACGCCCCUACAGGACUGGAGCAGUACCCUUACACCCCUUCACCAUCACCCUCCACUGGCUACCUCAGCUACAGCUUCUCGCCCGGCACUCCUGCGCCCGCUCUCACCGCAUCCCCGACCCCUCCGGCCGCCAUCCAUCCUCCUCUGGCUGCACUCGCCACUAUGUCUGCCGCCCCGCAGGCCUUCCUUCACUACCCUCUGCACCAGCCCGACCGCAUGCAGUAAGCGGCUCACAAGUGGAGCGAGAGCCGCCGAACUGAUGAUUCAAAACAGCGUGACUGUUGACCUGUGACCUGAUCAUCAGGAUGAGACUGGACAACCAGGAAGAGAGUGUGAUGUAAUCAAAAGGGCUUUUGGACAGCACUCUCAUUCCCAUUUUUUAUAUAUAUAUAUAUUAUUGUUGUAAUAGUUAAUGAUCUAUUGCUACCGUCAUCAGCAUACGAUCUGAAUGUUUUUCAUAAAAAGUGACUGAGACGACUGGUAAUCGCCUGGACACUUCUCUCUCUUUACCCCUGACCCUCAGUGCUGAGGGUGGUGGCAUGGCCGACUACUGGAGAUUGAAUGGACAAUGGGAAAAUACAUCUGUUUGACGAUUGAUGAUGCUGCGGCUGCAGUUCCUCCAAAGGUACUGAGAUGAAUGCUGGAUUUUAGCCAAGCCGAGUGCCAGUUUCUCUUUCAGAAACGCAGGUCCAGUUACCUCCUCCUCAAGGUUACCUUUCUGUCUAUGGCCUAAGAGAGCGCUCUCUUUCUGUUACCAGGUUCAUUUUGUGUAUGCCAUUUUUAUUAGCCUCUCAUCUGAAAUGAACAAAAUGUUUAUUGUGUUCCCUUUUGUUCCUUUUAUCAACCGCUGUAUUACACAGUGAUAAUCACAGUUUAACAGAAUAUGCAAUUAGGAUGAGCAUGAGCAAGGUAGACAACACUGGUAUUUUGUUUUGUUUUUAUCACUACAGCUAGAAAAUUACCCACAGAAAGACGUUUGUUAACACUUAAAAAUCAAAAAUCAUCACAUGAAAUUCCUGGAUGCUUGUUAGACUAUUUUUGACCUGUAACUUAUCUGGAUUUGGAAUUUUAUAAUACUUAAACUACAACGUUGUCAAUACAUAUCAAGUAAAUGUGUUUGGAUGUAGAUGUAUGUUGUUACUGAAUAUGUGCGAGUGUAUUUGUGUCUGUUUCUGUGUGUGUGUGAGAGAGAGAUAAAUAGGGAGAUGCAGUAUAUGCCGGUGUCAGGACCGAGCUCCUUUUCCAGCCCAUUGUACUGGUCAGAGUUGUUUCUUUGUUUUGUUUUUUCACAGCUGCAGAAAACAGGCAGAUGGUACUGGAGUCUCACAGAGCUGUAGCUCCACCUUAGUAGUCAUAAACCAAGCCAUACAUCACAUUUAAAACAAAUAUGCAAAAUAAAGUUAAUAUUUCUAAGA